Messenger RNA from Manis javanica (Malayan pangolin), 2112 nucleotides. It is a transcript of the gene BAIAP2L2, whose product is annotated as BAR/IMD domain containing adaptor protein 2 like 2. The record is from RefSeq and is a predicted model, not a curated record. Gene Ontology annotation, molecular function: protein binding. Gene Ontology annotation, biological process: positive regulation of actin filament polymerization; plasma membrane organization; actin crosslink formation. NCBI's taxonomy places the organism in Eukaryota, Metazoa, Chordata, Mammalia, Pholidota, Manidae. Gene Ontology annotation, cellular component: cytosol; nucleoplasm.
AAGCCACCACCUCCUUGGCCGGCGCUCCAUCUCUGGGUCCCACUGUGCGGCUUCUUUCACUCCCCCUGGGCAGCAGGCACGGGAGGGUACCAAUCACCGGCCCCGCCAGCACCAGCAGUCCCCUGCUCAGCAACUGGGUGCAGCCUGCUCCAUGGCCCCCGAGAUGGACCAGUUCUACAGGUCCACCAUAGCCAUCUACAAGAGCAUCAUGGGGCAGUUCAACCCUGCCCUGGAGAACCUGGUGUGCUUGGGGCACAACUACCUCCGGGCCUUCCACGCCCUGUCUGAGGCAGCUGAGGUAUACUUCAAGGCCAUCCAGAAGAUUGGGGAGCAGGCCCUGCGGAGUUCCACCUCACAGAUCCUGGGUGAGAUCUUGGUGCAGAUGUCAGACACCCAGCGACACCUGAACUCUGACCUGGAGGUGGUGGUGCAGACGUUCCAUGGAGACCUGCUGCAGCACAUGGAGAAGAACACCAAGCUGGACAUGCAGUUCAUCAAAGACAGCCGCCAGCACUAUGAGAUGGAGUACCGCCACCGAGCCGCCAACCUGGAGAAGUGCAUGUCUGAACUGUGGCGCAUGGAGCGCAAAAGGGACAAGAAUGCACGGGAGAUGAAGGAAAGCGUGAACCGGCUGCACGCACAGAUGCAGGCCUUCGUGUCUGAGAGUCAGCGGGUGGCUGAACUGGAAGAGAAACGGCGGUAUCGUUUCCUGGCUGAGAAGCAUCUUCUGCUUUCCAACACCUUCCUGCAGUUUUUUGGCCGGGCCCGGGGGACGCUGCAGAACCGCGUGCUGCUGUGGAAGGAGCAGGCGGAGGCCAGCCGCAGCCCGUCGCGCGCGCCCUCACCGGGCCUGCUGGGCCCCGUGCUGGGGCUGCCCUACCCCUCGGGCCGCCUGACGCCCACCCGCUUGGACAUGCCCCAGAGGCCUCUGGGAGAGUUCGGCGCCCCCCGCAGCCGGCACGGCUCCGGCUCGUACGGCCCCGAGAGCCCCGAGGCGAGGUCCGCGCCCCAGCUGGAGCCAGAGCGCCGGCCCCUGCCCCGGACGCCGUCCGCCUCCUCGCUGGGCACCAGCAGCGGCCCGCGCUCGCGCUCCAGCUCCUUCGGCGAGCGCUCGGACGGCGGCGGCAGCACCAGGCGAGUCCGCGCCCUCGUCUCCCACUCGGAGGGCGCCAACCACACGCUGCUGCGCUUCGCGGCCGGAGACGUGGUGGAGGUGCUAGUGCCAAAGGCCCAGAAUGGCUGGCUCUACGGCAAGCUGGAGGGCUCAUCCACGAGCGGCUGGUUCCCCGAGGCCUACGUGAAGCCUUUGGAGGAGGUGCCCAUGAAUUCCGGGAAGACCUUGACCCCAGUGGCCUCCAUGAGCUCCAUGGGCCCCAUGAAUGAGCUACCUUCCAGGUACCUGGGUGGUCAGAGGUCCUACCCACUCCGGGGCAGCCACAGCCUUGAUGACCUCUUGGACCGACCAGGCAAUUCCACGGGGCCCUUGGAGUACUGGGAUGGCCAGUCCCGCACCCGAACACCAAGCCGGGUCCCAAGCCGGACCCCCAGCCCUGCUCCAACACCCUCGCCUGGCAGCCGCCGAAGUAGCAUGGGCAGCACGGGAGUGGCCGGUGAUGUCAAGAAACUUAUGUCCUGGGAGCAGCACCCCCCAGAGCUCUUCCCCCGAGGCACGAACCCCUUUGCCACUGUAAAGCUGCGCCCCACCAUCACCAACGACCGCUCCGCGCCCCUCAUCCGCUGAGGUGCCUUCUCCGUCAGGGGUCUGAGGUCGCCCCCACCAUGCACCUGCCCAGGGGCUGCCCAAAGCUGGUGGCAGCAGAGGAUCCGAGCAGUGGGGGCCCUGAGACGGGGGGUGGCUGCCCUACCCCAAACUGCAGCCCCAUCCCAAGCAGCUCUAAGGCCUGGGGUCUGGGGCCUUCAAAACAAAGCAGACAGAAUUGAGGGUUGGAACCAUUUCUUCCCCUCCAGGGGCCCCAGGACUCUCCCUGGGGGGCCUACCUCAUGCUCAUGCCCCCCAACCUCCUUCCUCCUCUGCCCCAACAGGGAGGAGCCUCUCCACCCCCCACGCUGAACACGUCCCUGGUUAACUUUUGUAAAAGAUGAGAAAUAAAG